CAGCCCCAGCACCAGCCAUGAGCACCGCCAGCUACGAGUCGUACUUCCACCGAAGGCGCUAUGGGGACAGCGCGGGGCCCCGGAGCUAUGGAGCUGUCCAGCACUUCAGGAGCAACUUCGGGGGCAACGUGAAAGCGGUGUACGGCGCUUACUCCGGCCCGGCCUUGGCCGCCAGGAAGGCGCACAGCGUCUCGUCCGCCCUGGACACUUUCGACCUGAGCCAGGCGAGCGCGGUGAGCAGCGAGUUCAAGGCGGUGCGGACCCAGGAGAAGGCGCAGCUGCAGGAGCUGAACGACCGCUUCGCCAGCUUCAUCGAGAGGGUGCACGAACUGGAGCAGCAGAACAAGGUGCUGGAGGCCGAGCUCUCGCUGCUCCGCCAGAAGCAAGGGGGUCCCUCCCGCCUCAAGGGCAUCUACGAGCAGGAGCUGCGGGAGCUGAGGCUGGCGCUGGAGGACGCGCGGCAGGAGAGGCAGGCGGCGCAGAGCGACCGGGAGCACCUGGAGGCCAGCCUGAAGAACCUGCAGGCUCGCUACGAGGAGGAGCUGCUGAGCCGGGAGGAGGCGGAGGGCCGCCUGAUGGAGGCCAGGAAGGGCUCGGACGAGGCGGCGCUGGCCAGGGCCGAGGUGGACAAGAGGAUCGAGAGCCUGAUGGACGAGAUCGCCUUCCUGAAGAAGAUCCACGAGGAGGAGAUCGCCGAGCUGCAGGCUCAGGUGCAGUACGCCCAGGUCUCAGUGGAGGUGGACCUGGGCAAGCCGGACCUCUCCUCCGCGCUGAGGGAGAUCCGCUGCCAGUACGAGAAGGUGGCCGCCAAGAACAUGCAGUCGGCCGAAGACUGGUACAAGAGCCGCUUCGCCGUGCUGGCAGAGAACGCCUCCAAGGACAGCGACGCGACCAGGCAAGCCCGGGACGAGGUGAUCGAGUACAGGCGACAGGUCAAAGCCAAGACCCUGGAGAUCGACGGCGUCCGGGGAAUGAACGAUGCCCUGGAGAGGCAGCUCCUGGAACUGGACGAGAAACAGGGAGGCGAGAUCAGUGCCCUCCAGGAUGCCAUCAGCCAGCUGGAGAAUGAGCUCAGGACCACCAAGAAUGAGAUGGGCCGCUACCUGAAAGAGUACCAGGAUCUGCUGAAUGUGAAGAUGGCCCUGGACAUUGAGAUCGCGGCGUACAGGAAACUGCUGGAGGGAGAGGAAACACGCAUCACCUACACCAACGUGGGCAGCAUGAUCAGCGGCUACUCUCAGACUGCUGCCGCCCCGGUGUACAGCCGCUCCAGCUACUCCCUGCAGAGUAGCGCCUACGGCCUGUCCAGCAGAGCCGGCCUGUACAGCUCCUAUCCCAGCAGCAGCCAGGUGGAGGAGGAACUGGUCCAGCAGACUCGCUCAAUGGCCGCGCAGUUCCAACCUCCAGCAGACAAGGCGGAAGACAUGGAAGGUGAAGAGGGGGAAGGAGGAGAAGAAAAUGGUGAAGAGGCAGAAGCAAAGGAGAACGGAGAGGAAGAGGAGGAAAAGGAAGAUGGAGAGGAGGCAGACGAGGAAAAGGAAGAUGAGGAGGAGAGCGAGGAAGGAGGUGAGGCUGAAGGAGAGAAGAAAGAAGAGGAAGAAGAAGAGAGUGAGAAACAGGAAGAGAGUGAAGAAAAAGGAAAUGAUGCUGAUAAACAGAGUGCAGGAAAGAAGUAGACAGGCCAAAAAAAGGGUCAGCAAGGUCAAAAAGUGGGUAAACUAACUCCAGCCAUCCAAUCAAAUCUGAGCCAAAGAUACGAUACAAAGAUGAUCCAAUGAAAGUCUAUGCUUUAUGUGUUAAGAUUGACUCCUUAAAUAAUUUAAGAAAAAAAAACAAAGAAAUGCUUGUGCAGAUUGCAAACUUAAUGAUGUGUAAGCAUGGUUAACUUUUGAGGAAUGCAAGCCAUGUGAUGUCCAGAAAUUCUAAAGUACCUGGUUAUAUUAUUGUAUCAUUACGCAGUCAUUGUAAAACAAGGAUCAAUGUGCAAUUAUCUAGAAAAGUAAUGCAGGACAAUAUGAUACAAGUUUGUCACAGGGUCAAUCACAAUGGAUGGUGCAAUCAACAAUAAAUACAACUCUCAGCAAA
Molecule: messenger RNA, 2085 nt
Organism: Hemiscyllium ocellatum (epaulette shark)
Lineage: Eukaryota; Metazoa; Chordata; Chondrichthyes; Orectolobiformes; Hemiscylliidae
Gene: neflb
Product: neurofilament light chain b
Exons: 4
Coding region: 18-1676 (552 amino acids)
Biological process (GO): neurofilament bundle assembly
Cellular component (GO): cytoplasm; postsynaptic intermediate filament cytoskeleton; intermediate filament
Molecular function (GO): structural constituent of postsynaptic intermediate filament cytoskeleton
Source: RefSeq, a predicted model, not a curated record